Messenger RNA from Merops nubicus (carmine bee-eater), 2267 nucleotides. RefSeq names its product cholesterol 7-alpha-monooxygenase. The record is from RefSeq and is a predicted model, not a curated record. Lineage: Eukaryota; Metazoa; Chordata; Aves; Coraciiformes; Meropidae. Gene Ontology annotation, biological process: cellular response to glucose stimulus; cholesterol catabolic process; cholesterol homeostasis. Gene Ontology annotation, molecular function: cholesterol 7-alpha-monooxygenase activity; iron ion binding; heme binding. Bases 65 to 1606 code for a protein of 513 amino acids. The transcript has 6 exons.
CACCUCUCCUGCCAUUCUGGUAGUUACCAGCGUUCCACUUGGAAGUUUUUGGGCAUCACCAGAAAUGUCUGUAGCAUCAUGGAUCUGGGGAACAGUGAUCAUACUCUGUUGUGGGGUUUGGUUUCUUCUAGGGAGGAGAAGGAGGCGACAAGGAGAGCCACCACUUGAAAAUGGGUUCCUUCCCUACCUGGGCUGUGCCUUGCAGUUCGGCGCCAACCCCCUGGAAUUCCUCAGAGAAAAGCAGAGGAAGCAUGGCCACAUCUUCACCUGCAGAAUAGCAGGGAAAUACAUCCACUUCCUCACCGACCCCUUCUCCUACCACGCCUUGACACGCCAGGGGAAACACUUGGACUGGAAAAAGUUCCAUUUUGCUACUUCUGCCAAGGCUUUUGGGCAUGGUAGCAUUGACCCAGCAGAGGGAAACACCACCGAAAAUUUUCAUCAGACUUUCAUUAGAACCCUGCAAGGUAAUGCCCUAGAUGCCCUCAUUGAAGCAAUGAUGGAAAACCUACAGUACGUCAUGCUGCAGUCAAGAACAUCUAAACGUCAGUGUCAUACCUGGGUGACAGAAGGACUUUAUACGUUCUGUUGCCAGGUGAUGUUCGAGUCUGGCUUUUUAACACUUUUUGGCAAAGAAUUUAAUCCGAGUAAUGACAAAAGUCUAUCAUCGAAGCAGGAAACUGAGCGAGCUCAUAUCCUGAAUGCCCUUGAAAACUUCAAGGAAUUCGAUAGGAUCUUUCCAGCCCUCGUGGCAGGGCUGCCUAUCCACCUCUUCAAGAGUGCCCACAGUGCACGUGAGAAGCUGGGAGAGGCACUCCUCCACAAGAACCUCCUGAAGAGGGACAACCUCUCUGAGCUUGUCACCCUCCGCAUGUUCCUGAACGACACUCUGUCCACCUUCGAUGACAUGGAAAAAGCAAAGACACACGUGGCAGUGCUCUGGGCCUCACAAGCCAACACCAUUCCUGCCACUUUUUGGAGCCUGUUCUACCUUCUUAAGAAUCCAGAAGCAAUGAAAGCUGCCACUAAAGAAGUGCAAAGUAUUUUGGAAAGUGCUGGAGAGAAGAUCAGCUUAGAUGGCAAACAUAUUUCCUUGAGCCGAAAACAGCUGGAUAAUAUGCCAGUACUAGACAGCAUCAUCAAGGAGGCAAUGAGGCUGUCGAGUGCAUCCAUGACUUUCCGAGUGGCCAAGGAGGAUUUCACUCUGCACUUGGAGAACGACUUUUACAACAUCCGCCGUGAUGAUGUUGUAGCUCUUUAUCCUCAGCUGUUGCAUUUUGAUCCUGAAAUCUAUGCAGAUCCCUUGACGUUCAAGUACGAUCGCUUUCUCAGUGAGAGUGGAGCAGAAAAGACUGACUUCUACCGCAACGGCCGCAAGCUGAAGUAUUACUAUAUGCCAUUUGGGACAGGCAUAGCAAAAUGUCCUGGAAGGUUAUUUGCUGUCCAUGAAAUUAAACAAUUUUUGGCUUUGGUUUUUUCGUAUUUCGAGAUAGAGCUGGUGGACAACAAUGUGCAAUGUCCCUCUUUAGAUCAAUCCCGUGCAGGACUGGGUAUUUUGCAACCAGCUAAUGACAUUGAUUUCAGGUAUAGACUGAAAUGCUUAUGAAUAUAUAUUUAUAUUAUGGAUAUGAACUAUGUACCAUUCAACAUAUACUUUAUAUGUAUUUUUUAAUGUUUACACACAAAUUAAAUGUUGCAAUUCUUGGGGGGAAAUCUAUAUGAAGAUGCUAAUUCAUCAGACUAAUGGAAAAUGCGUGAUGUAUACCAUUAUGGCACCACCAUGCAGUGGCUUUAAUGCACUGUAUGAUACAAACGUUUCCCCUUUUACCAACCAUUUUGAAAUGCAAGUUAAGAUUUUGAAGUGUGUGUGUACUGUAGUUUGUUUGGCUUUUUCCUGCCAGUUAAUACUUUCCCAAAGUUAGUUAGAAUUUCAUCAGCUAAUACAAAAUAAUAAUUUUUAAAAUCAGAAAUUCAACUACGGUUGAAUCUCAUUCUUUUUUACAAUUGAAAUGUUUGGGGUGGUGCUUCUCCCCACAGGUGAAAUAAAAUUAUUGAUAUUUAAAGACAUAUUCACAAUGAAGAGGGGAGAGUUUCCUGGGAAAGUACCUUUAUGGUUUUAUGAAAAACUAGAAAAAGACUUUAAUAAAACCUACAAAAAUGUUCACGUUCUAGUGAAACUGCAAAAUUUGUAUUAUAUUCAUUGUAAUAACACUUCUUUUCUGAAAGUUAUAACUGUAUUAAAAUAAAUUAUAUUGGCUGAACCAAAU